CUAAUAUGACACCUAAUUUCCCCCUCCAAUUUCUUGUCUUUUUCCCUCUCUGCUCUCUCUAAUCUCUCUCUCUCUCUCUCCAGCUUGGAUGUGCAUGGAGUCCAUCUCUCUCAUUCUUUUCUAGGGUUUUUACGGCUGUCCUGAUGCUACAGUUCUUGGAAAUGAGGGGAAUUUCCACUUCGGAAUCUUGAAAUUUCGGUAGGGUUUUGGUGAACAACUCCGGCGAAUUUGAAUUCGAAAAAUGCCGUCGAACCGAUCGAAAUCGGAGAAGCCUGAAGUUGCGAAGCAGCUCCGGCGAGACCCCUAUGAGGUCCUCGGCGUCUCGAGGAACUCCACCGACCAGGAAAUCAAAAGCGCUUACCGGAAAAUGGCCCUCAAGUACCAUCCUGACAAGAAUGCAAAUGACCCUAAAGCAGCUGAUAUUUUUAAGGAGGUCACAUUUUCUUAUAAUAUCUUGUCUGAUCCAGACAAACGGCGGCAGUAUGACACAUCUGGCUUUGAGGCUGUUGAAUCAGAAAGCCAAGAAUUGGAGCUGGAUCUUUCAAGUCUGGGUGCUGUAAAUACCAUGUUUGCUGCCCUUUUUAGUAAACUCGGGGUGCCAAUUAAGACAACUGUGUCAGCUACUGUCCUGGAGGAGGCACUAAAUGGCAUGGUCACUGUUCGUCCACUUUUAUUGGGGCAGCCGAUAACAAAAAAGGUUGAGAAGCAAUGUUGUCACUUCUAUUCAGUCGAAAUAUCAGAAAGCGAAGCACGAGCUGGAUUGGUUUGCCAAGUGUAUUCAUCUGACAAAAGCAAGUUCAAGUUGUUAUAUUUUGAUCGGGAAGACAAUGGUGGAUUGGGCCUUUGCCUACAGGAGGACAGUGCAAAAACAGGAAAGGUUACAUCUGCUGGGAUGUAUUUUCUUGGUUUCCCCGUAUAUCGGUUGGAUCACACAUUGAACUCGAUGGCUGCUGCAAAGGAUCCAGAUUCAGCCUUCUUCAAAAAGCUGGAUGGGUUUCAGCCAUGUGAAUUAACCGAGCUGAAAGCUGGCACCCAUGUGUUUGCUGUUUAUGGUGACAACUUUUUUAAAAGUGCAACCUACACAAUAGAAGUUCUUUCUUGUGAACCCUUUUCAGAAGAGAAGGAAAGUUUGAGGGCUGUCGAAGCUCAAAUACUUACAAAACGAGUGGAGUUGUCAAAAUUUGAGACAGAGUACAGAGAGGUUCUGGCACAAUUCACAGAGAUGACCAGUAGAUAUACACAAGAAAUGCAAGAGAUUGAUGAGCUUCUCAAGCAGAGGAAUGAAAUACAUGCCUCAUAUACAAAGGCUCCUCCAAUAAAGCGGAGUUCAAGUAGGAGUAGAAAUAGGGGUCAUUCUAAGGAGGACAAAGAAGAUGCUCCAGUGAGAGAGAAGAAAUCUUCAUUCAGAGAUCGAACUAAGAAGAAGAAAUGGUUCAACAUUCACUUAAAGGUUGACAAAAGAAAACCUUGCUGACACACUCCAUGUGCUACAGAGAAGUCCAGUCAGGCGUAAAAUACCCAAUUUUUGGUUGUGGUGGUUUGGCAUCCAUUGAAGCAAAGUACAAGGCUGAGGUUUUGGUACACCAGUGUUAAACAAUGACUACAACGGAGCUAGAUGAUUUGGCUUCGUUACUUUGGCAUGGCAAAGUUUACAACAGCUCAUUGUUAUUGUAAAAUUCUUUAUUUAUUGUAAUGCCCCUUGUUAUUCUUUUUUGAUCAAGUAUGCUGCAUUUUUAUCCACUUGUUCCUUUACCUCCCCGCAUUUGUAUUGAUCUGUAUAUGUAAAUUAGAAGAAUUUAUCUGAAGAACCAUGAAGUUUUUUCGAUC
Rosa rugosa (rugosa rose) is the source of this 1827-nucleotide messenger RNA. RefSeq names its product chaperone protein dnaJ 16. The record is from RefSeq and is a predicted model, not a curated record. The transcript has 12 exons. Bases 242 to 1474 code for a protein of 410 amino acids. NCBI's taxonomy places the organism in Eukaryota, Viridiplantae, Streptophyta, Magnoliopsida, Rosales, Rosaceae.